Didymella exigua CBS 183.55 is the source of this 330-nucleotide messenger RNA. RefSeq lists its product as uncharacterized. Gene Ontology annotation, molecular function: transmembrane transporter activity. The transcript has 2 exons. Lineage: Eukaryota; Fungi; Ascomycota; Dothideomycetes; Pleosporales; Didymellaceae. The record is from RefSeq and is a predicted model, not a curated record. Bases 1 to 330 code for a protein of 109 amino acids. Gene Ontology annotation, cellular component: membrane.
AUGUCGACCUUGAAAGACCGACAGCUUCCAUCCGACUGUGAGAAGCGUCAUAGCUCCUCGCCAGAAGCCGACGACGUUGCGCUCGGCGUGUUCGAGGAUUUGAGCGACAGUGACGGCGCUGUCAAUGAUACCAAGCUGUUGAGGAAGAUCGACAUGAGAUUGAUGCCUCUACCGCAAGUCCUUCCUCCAUGCGUCACGUACAUGCUUCAGUCCAUCGACAAGACCACGCUCUCAUACGCUGCCGUGUUCGACUUGAGAGAAGACACAAAUCUUGUUGGCAAAGAAUACUCCUGGCUGGGUUCACUGUUUUACCUCGGUUACCCCUUCUGA